AUGGUGGUAGAAGAGAAGAGCUGGCAAGGGGUUGCUCCUGGUCGCUUGGAGACUGGCUUAAGCCUCGCGCCUCCCAGGACGGGAGGAGAUGGAGAAAGAUGCUGUAGGGUACCUCUGCUGCUGAACUCGGGGCUGCCUGGGAUCUCUUUCCUUUCUCUGGUGCUGAGCCUCUUGCUGUACUUCAGGACAUCAGAUCUGCAGUCCAGGGUUUCUCAUUUGGAGGCGGACAGAUCCACUCCGCUCCCGGCCGCCUGCCUCUCCGCAGACCAAAUGGAGACAGCUAUUUUGGGAAGGGUUGACCAACUGCUCGCUGAGAGGAUAAACUUCAAUUUGCCAAGACAUCGGGAGGCUAGAGAUAUCUACCAGAGAUGCAACUGCCCAGCAGGACCGCCCGGUCCUACAGGAAGACCUGGCCUUCCGGGAGACAAAGGAACCAUGGGAAUCCGUGGGCAGCCGGGAGUCAAGGGCCCACCUGGAGAGAAGGGAGCUCCGGGAGAGGCUGGCAUGUCCAUCAUUGGUCCUCGUGGGCCUCCAGGACAGCCUGGAACAAGAGGUUUUCCUGGGUUUCCAGGUCCAAUUGGUUUGGAUGGCAAACCAGGACAACCUGGACAGAAAGGAGAAAUGGGGAUCCCAGGACAAAAAGGAGAAAAGGGUCAGUGCGGAGAAUAUCCACACAGGGAAUACCUAAGCACCACACUUGCAGCUCUGCGUUCUAAUCACAUCCUUGCAUUGAAGGGUGAACAAGGACAGGCAGGCAGCCAAGGGCCUCCAGGGCUACCUGGGCCCCCAGGACCACCCGGGACUCCAGGACCACCUGGCCCAAUGGGCCCAGCUGGGAAAACCGGAGAAUCUGGCAAGGAUGGAAAGGGUUUGCCAGGACCUCCUGGACCAAAGGGUGACUCUGGACUUCAAGGAUAUCAUGGAAGGAAGGGUGAAGUGGGUGAGGCAGGCCUACCAGGAACACCUGGACUUCCAGGAUCUGCUGGCCCUAAGGGUGAACCCGGGAAACCAGGAGCAAAGGGAGAACAUGGAAUUUCUGGGAAGAUGGGCCCCCCAGGUUUGCCUGGAAAAAGGGGGUACAGGGGCCCCAAGGGUGAACCGGGGAAGAGUGAAAUGGUAGACUACAAUGGCAAUAUCAAUGAAGCUUUACAGGAGAUACGAACAUUGGCCCUCAUGGGACCUCCUGGUCUUCCAGGCAUUGCAGGACCAGCUGGACCGCCUGGACAGAAGGGUGAAAUUGGCUUGCCAGGUCCUCCAGGACGCAAUGGAGAAAAGGGUCUUGAUGGCCUAAAUGGAGUUAAAGGUGACCCAGGAAUGCCUGGACCUCCUGGUCUCAUCGGUCCAAUUGGACUUUCAGGAUUGACAGGAGAGAAGGGAGAACCUGGAGAAAAAGGAGAUAUCGGGAUUUCAGUAACUGGUCCACCAGGGCCUCAAGGCCCGCCUGGAAACCCAGGUCUUCAAGGGCUACUGGGACCUAAGGGAGAAGCAGGAAUUGAUGGAUUAAAAGGUGAAAAGGGUAUCCAAGGAGAAAAAGGAGAUCGGGGUCCUCUGGGGCUGCCCGGCGCUUCAGGUUUAGACGGCAGGCCUGGCCCACCGGGUACUCCAGGACCAGCAGGUGUCCCAGGACCAGCAGGACCGAAAGGAGAGAGGGGAAAUAAGGGAGAUUCUGGUUCUACAGGCCCGAUAGGAUCAGCAGGCCUUCCCGGCUUUCAAGGACCACCGGGUGAAAAAGGAAAUCGGGGGGAAAGGGGCAAGAAAGGCUCUAGGGGGCCUAAAGGGGAUAAGGGAGACCAAGGAGCACCUGGAUUAGACGCACCUUGUCCAUUGGGGGAAGAUGGAUUGCCAAUUCAAGGAUGCUGGAAUAAGUGAAUAUUCUAACCAUGGACUGGCCUGUGUGUCUGUGUGUAUGUUUGUGCAUAGAAUAUUUAUUUUUAUACAUUGUUCUUUUUUGAAAGUGCCAACAGAUAUGCAUAAAAUGCUGCAUAUUUUUGUACAUACGAUGCUACAAUUCUGCUUUAUAGCUGCCAGUUGCUUGUAUAAUUAUAUAUAUGUCGAUAACCAUGCUUUUUGCAUUGUGGAAUUCAGCUGCAAUAUUGGCAUAUUUGUGCACUCAAAGUAAAUGCCAAAGCUUAAUAAGCUAUUGGAUAAGGAUGCCAGAAAGAACUAUUCCAUGUACAUACAAAGACACAAAAAAAUGCCAAUGAGUGCAAGGACAUAUCAAAAU
Pseudonaja textilis is the source of this 2224-nucleotide messenger RNA. The record is from RefSeq and is a predicted model, not a curated record. Lineage: Eukaryota; Metazoa; Chordata; Lepidosauria; Squamata; Elapidae.